AUGACCCAUCUUUAUCAGGUCGCGAAGACCUUGAGGAUCGGUACGGACAAGGUCCUGGCGGUUCGCAUACUCUGGUAUUACAAGCAGGAGUUGUACGAGACCAACGGGAAGGGGCGAGGCAAGGCCACCAGCUUCGACGACGGGCGACGUGUCAUCACCAAGGAGCAAGAGGAUGGACUGCGCGAGUUCAUCAAGGGCGAGCACGAGGCGGGACGUCAGGUCUUCCGCCGUACCGUCAAGGAUUACUUGGAGUGUUCGUUCGGAUUAGAGAUGUCGAAUCGUGCCGUGGGAGGGUUGCUGCAGCGCCUUGGCUUCAAGCGCCGUAGGGGUAGGAUCAAAAUACCCCCGUUGAACGAGGAGAGGAAAAACCGCAUCCGCCUCUUCCUUGUUAAGAUGGACCUCGCGAAGAGGGCCGAGGACGCUGGGGUCGCAGUCAUUGUGUACAUGGAUGAGAGCUUUGUUCACCAGGCGCAUGGUUCCGCGUACUCGUACUUUCCUUCUGACGAUAAGGGGGUUGUGCAGGAUGGGAUAGGCCGUACAACGGGGAAAGGUUUGCGUAUGAUGAUGGUGCAUGCGAUCACGAAGCACGGGCCCUUGGCCGAGCUACAGGAGGGAUUUCCUAUCCGUGAGGGUUGGUUCAAGGCUAAGGAAAAUCGUGCGAAGAAGAUUAAGCCUGGGGAGGCGGAUUUCGAAAUGUCAGAUGAGCAGACAGCAGAAUUUCUGUGGCAGGCCAAGUUGGCAACCGGAGAUUAUCAUAACGCCAUGACGGAUGGGAUGUUCAUGCAGUGGUUGAAGCACCGACUUAACCCGGCCUUCGAUGCGCAGUUCAAGAACAAUAAGAUGUUUCUCGUUCUCGAUAACGCCUCAUACCACUACUGCUUUGACGAGGGGGUUAAGGUGCCCGAAACCAACAGUGAGAAAAUACAACGUCGAACUCUUGCGCAAGUACGGUUGCACGUCGUUCAAGGUGACGCGUGAGUCGGAGGGUAAGGCUGCUGAGUACAACUUUGAGGUCCCGGCGCAGGGGUCGCUACCCAAUGCGAACCGCAAGAACGGCGUCAGCAAAGAAGAGAUAGCCUCCGUCACUCGGACGUACUUCAAAAAGAAUUUUCCACAGAAGCUCGAGGAAAAGGCUGCGACGUACAUGAGGGAGAAGGGGUGGGGGUUAAUUUGGACACCGCCGUACAUGCCGACUUUCCAGCCGAUCGAGCUGUUCUGGUAGCACGGCAAGCAUCACGUGAGCAUUCAUUUUGAGAAGGGGCGGAACAUGUUGGAUGUCUGGAAGAAA
Messenger RNA from Ectocarpus sp. CCAP 1310/34, 1288 nucleotides. Lineage: Eukaryota; Phaeophyceae; Ectocarpales; Ectocarpaceae. The record is from the annotation of a GenBank genome assembly.